UUUAGAUUUCGAAAAGAUCUCCUAAAGUGAGGCCGUUAGCGCUCCGAAACAAGCCGAAUUUAUUUAAAAAAAAUAUGUUCCGCUACGUAACUAUCGCAGUGUUGAUCGCUGCGGCGACUUCGGAAGUCAUAUUCGAGGGGCCAUGUCCCGAUGUCAAGCCAAUUGAGAAUUUUGAAUUCGAAGCCUAUGGAGGAACAUGGUACGAAAUGGCGAAGUACCCGAACGCUGGUGAGGAGGGCGCGAGGGGCAAAUGCACGAUGGCUGAAUACACAAUUAAUGGCGAAAAGGGCAAAGUGAGGAAUUCCCACGUCAUUGAUGCGGUUCGACACUACAUCUCGGGUGAUCUGACACUUGUCGCACCUGCCAAGGUUAUGCUGACAUACACGUUUGGAGGUCAAUCUAAAAACUCAUACCUCACCAUCUUGGAUACGGACUACAAGAGCUACUCUAUCGGAUACAGCUGCAAAUACUUCAAGGAUGGAAACAAACAUCAAGUCUUCGCAUGGAUCAAGUCUAGGAGCAAGAAACUUGACUGUGAAGCCAAAUACAAGGUUGACAACUAUCUGAGGACCUCUAAGGUUUUGGACUCGGACAAAUUCGUUCUGAACGAUUACUCCGACGUGGCUUGCUCGGCCCCAUCCACCAAAACUAUUACUGAGUUCCUUAAGUGAAUAGAUAUAUAAUUAAGUAGAUAAAAUAGGUACAUAAUUAUGUCUAUAAACUUAAAGUUUCAAUAAAUUCAGUUGUUCGAUUUACAAUAAAUUACAGAUAAAUAAAAUAAUAUAACAAAC
Papilio polytes (common Mormon) is the source of this 791-nucleotide messenger RNA. Its product is annotated as bilin-binding protein-like. The transcript has 4 exons. Gene Ontology annotation, molecular function: pigment binding. Lineage: Eukaryota; Metazoa; Arthropoda; Insecta; Lepidoptera; Papilionidae. Bases 75 to 671 code for a protein of 198 amino acids. The record is from RefSeq and is a predicted model, not a curated record.